Dicrocoelium dendriticum is the source of this 546-nucleotide messenger RNA. The record is from the annotation of a GenBank genome assembly. NCBI's taxonomy places the organism in Eukaryota, Metazoa, Platyhelminthes, Trematoda, Plagiorchiida, Dicrocoeliidae.
AUGAAGGCCUCACUCCUUCUUCUUGUUCAACUAGCCGCAAUUCACCCUGGGGGGCACGUAAUGCCGUUAGGUGCACAAAAAGAAAUGGGCAGAUACAAGGACAGCACAGAUGAAAAUUGUUGGAAUGACACGCACACAAGUGGGCAAAUCCGGGACGCAUCAACCGAGCAGAGGGAGAUGGAAAGGGAAGUAAGCACGGAAGAUUUUGAAGAAUUCACGGAUGAAAUGACGGAAACUAGCGCUGGCAGUGUAAAAGUAUACCCAAAAUACAAUAACAAAUUCGCGCAUGGUAGGAUGGGAAGAGGGACCAUUGACGACUGGGCAGAAUUCACGGACGCAUCAACGGCAUCAUGGUUGACAGGGAAAGAGUUGACUACAGAGAGCUACGACGAUUUCACAGCUAAAGUGAUGUUGAUGGGAUUACGACGGAAUACCCCGAACAUACCGAUGAAUUCACCGGUGAUGGAUUUGGAGGUGAGACCACGGAUGAAUGGGGUGGGUACACAGACGGAUCAACCGAAUACUGGUGGCCGAGACGUAAAGUGA